AUACUCCCAGGGGAUUUACUCGGGUACCAGCGUUGUUGUCAUCCGCUGCCGGUCGUCGCCUGGAUUUGGGUUUACGGCAAACUGGUCUCCUCUCUUGAUCAACCCCCGAUUUGAACACACCUUUACUAAACAUAAAGGAGGCCAGGGACACCUAAAUUUCCAACCUUCUUACGCCGCCUGCUUCAUCUAGCUCUACACAAAAAAGUACAACCACUCGAAAGGCGGGAGGCUUGUGGAGAAAAAUUAAAACAAUGGCACAAGGGGACCGGUGGCUGUUUCCCCCUAGUGCUUUGAAAGCAGUUAAGAAGAACGGUAAGUAUACGCUUUAAUAAUUUAAUGAGUGACACGAUUGGCUCAGAACCUCAUCAGAGCCGGAUGCCCGCACCGGCGUAGUGCUCCCGGGGCUCGCCAUUUGCAAUUCACUCAUUGGGCCUCGCAGGCCUGGGAGUUGGGCGCCAAGUGAUGCGACCAACUCUGUGAACGAGACCUUUGUGCAUUUGCUCCGACAGCCCGGCUCUAUCCGUGCACCUAGACGCAGCCAAACCAUCCGUCUUAAAAUACCAGUCUUUAGUAUUGGUAGGACUGAUUCCCUUGAGAUACCUCAACAUCCCUCGAAAGGUGAGGUGGGUAGAGCGGAAGAUACUGGUACCCAAGCCCAACUUGUCCAAUCCUGGGGUGCCCCCGGAUCGGUGAGUCGUUGGUCUUCUAGUGAUGAAGGGGGCCAGGCAGAUCCCCAGAAAUUGUAAGUUAUGCUCUAGUUCAGAAAGAUUGCUGCAGGAAAGUUAAGGUCACUUUCCAAGAGUUUGUGUUUACAACUUUGUCAAUAGGCUUCGAGCUACUCUCUCCAAAAGGUUCAAAGGGAUAAGCGCCUCUCCAACCAAGAUGAAUGCUGAAGAGCCUCGGGAGAACCCAGAAAAGAAGGGCUUUAUCACAGGUCAGUUCCCGAGUUUGGUUUAACGAGGUAUCGAGAGCUUUGCUAAUUGUUUGAGAAAGAUGAUGCGGAGAUAAAUGAGCCCAGUCAUGGUGUUUUUACUUAUUUCGGGGACUCCAAUGCCAAACCUUGUCUCCCUGCUGCAGGGGAAGUCCUUCACGUGCGUGGCUUGCAAGGCUCCGAAUGUUUGGCUCUUGAGAAUAUUGACGGGAUUGCUCGUGUCGUGGCUGGGAAUCUGCAAUGUUUUGCUGCUGAAAUUGGGCAUCCAAGUUUCUGCCUCGAAGGUGCGUCCUCUCGGGGCCCAAUACUGAUUCCCUCUGACUCAAAGCGUUUCACAGAUUGCGAGUCUUUCAUGAAAAUUAUGGUUUUCUGUGGUUCGGUCUUCAUCGGACGUAUCCCACUUUUGAACGAACUAGCUCGCCAAAUUGUUGCUUCACAAGGAAAACCGGAUAGGCAACUGAAGUAUACACGAUACCCUUUCUUAUAAUAAGGAGUCAAUUGAGUUUACCUAACAAUUCAUCCUACCAGUAUCUGCCGGUUUAUCGCUUAUUGGCAGAAGGAAAAACCUGAGGAUUUCUUCACUGAACAAGUGGGAAAUGCCAGAUAUGAUGUCCUCCAGGCUUUGAAGAUUACCGGGAAUACGACAGCAGCCAAGCUGCUAGCAGAUAGCUGCAUAGAACACCAACAGGAUUACACCGAGUAUGUAAAGUUUGCUCACUCACAGAAGGCGGGUUGGGUUCCAUUCCGUGAUCUCGUAUUCGCUUACCGUAGACUCGUUACACCGGAGCUUUGUGCGAAGGGCUUGACCGGAAUGGAUUAUGAGGAUCUAGCCAAAUAUCUUGCUAUCAUGGUUUGUAAAGUUCUCUACAAAUUCUUGAAACGGUGGGCUGAUGAGACUUAACUUAGGAUUUGUUACUCUUCCGUGACGCAUCUGAAGUGAGCACUUUAGACGAAUGGUGGAAAGAAAAACAAGAUGAAUCGAAGCCGAGAUAUCAUUACAACGAUCUUUGGACCGCUGAAAAAGACACGCAUUGGUGGUGGGCGGUUGAGAGGGUGCAACGGCAGCUAGUUCGGGCUGAGAUGGUUAGUGACAGAUCAAGAUACUGGCAAUACCUUAUCCGUUCUUCGAAUCAGUUCUGAAAACAGCGCAGAUUACACAUUGGACUAGACUCGAAAUUGUUCAACUCGAGACAGUCAAGGAGAGAGCCAAGAUGAUUGAAAUUUUUAUAGAUACGGCAGAGAGUCUUCUUAGGAAAUCUUCGCUUAAUAGUGCCCAUUGCAUUGGCGAGGCCUUAACCACGCCUCUCAUAAGAUCCUUGGGACGCAGUUGGGGAGUGAGUACAUGAGAAAAAAAGGUCACCAUUUGAGCGCAUGCUAAUAUCUUUCUCUCAGCUUGUUGGCGAAGCUCAACAUGCCCGCUUCAACGUUAUUAAGACCUUUCUUGAGGAUGGGCUUGCCCCCCAAAUACCCAGAGGGCCCGUCAUACCUUAUUAUCGUAAGACCUUAUCAGCUCCCCUUAUUAGUUCUAUCUAGCGCCUGGAUUUACUGAUAUUUAUCUGUUGGCUUUAGCCGACUUCUUAGAGUUAGUCACCAGACUCUAUGAGGAGAACGAUCGCUCUAAUCGUCUUUCAACCAUGCCCGCCAACCUGGCCCAUAAGGAUGUUUUGCUUAACGAUUUUGGGUCGUUUAGUGAGGGUGGAAAAACAAAUCUUGGGAUGCUCUCCAACUAUCCUGGCAUCUUGCAUAAAUCGAUCGAUUUAGCAAAGUACAGGAUCCUGCUUACUACGGUCCAAGAACACCAGGAACUUGCAAGCAAGGAUUACAAAUUUUGUGGCAUGAUCACCAGGGAUUGCUUCGGACUGAGACUCCAUCUUUCGGGUCCCACUAACUACCGUUCCUUGAAUCGUCUUGAAAAUAAGGUUACUGUGGACAGUCAUAAGGGGAGAUUGAAUGAUCUAUCUAAGUUGGUUGAGACUAGGAUGCUUGAGGCUUGGGCACUCCUCGCAAUUACUGACAUUUCCCCAAGACUCUUGACUCCUGAGAUCAAGCGUGACAUUCUUUUGCAGGGUCUGUUCAAACUUACCGGGGAAUAGCGUAUCUCGACUUUUUUUUAAAGCUGGGGAAGUACCCUUUUUUCCUUACUAAUCUCGAAACACUGAUUUUGAUUCCGGACAACCAGCUUGUCUUGUAGGCGGAAACCACCAAGAUAAUCUAGAUACCAUCCCCCCCUUUAGCUAGAAGACAAUAAAUGAUUAUUUUUGUGGUG
Messenger RNA from Tuber aestivum (summer truffle), 3197 nucleotides. The record is from the annotation of a GenBank genome assembly. NCBI's taxonomy places the organism in Eukaryota, Fungi, Ascomycota, Pezizomycetes, Pezizales, Tuberaceae.